AUGGCGAUGAUGACAACCUUUCCUUUUUCACUUAUAGACUCUGCAGGAGAUUGGUUGUACUACUUACCUCCUGGGAGUAUAACCAUAUGGAAUGGGAUGAAGAAGUUAUUUCUUGAGAAGUAUUUUCCGGCAUCAAAAGCGGCAGUGAUUCACAAGGAAAUUUUUGGUAUUGUGCAAAUAUCGGGAGAGACUCUCUAUGAGUAUUGGGAGCGGUACAAAAAGCUUUUAGCUAGCUGUCCACACCACCAAAUCAGUGAUCAACUUGUCAUUCAAUAUUUAUAUGAGGGGUUGCUUCCUAAUGAGAGACAUUUGAUUGAUGCUGCAAGUGGUGGUGCACUCACCAACAAGACCAUUGCUGAAGCUACAAGAUUGCUAGAAAACAUGGCUGCAAACACUCAACAAUUCUACACUCGAGGUGAACCAGUGGUAAGGAAAGUGAAUGAAGUUGGUGAUUCUUCACAUUUGGAACAUAGAAUGGGUAACAUGGAGAAGAUGAUGCAAAAAAUAGCGGCGGCUGUAAUACCAUCAUACACCGAAGAUGUUGAGCAAGCAAGUGCUAUGUACCAAAAUCAGCAAUGGCCAAUAUAUGACCGGUAUUCUAGCACAUACAAUACGGGUUGGCGUGAUCAUCUUAAUUUCAUCUACGCCAACAAGCAAGCUGCAGUUUCCAAUCCGCCUUUCAAUCAACAAGGUGGGUACCAAUUCUUGCAAAGGCCGCAACAAGAAUCUCAAGGCAUGAUUAUAGAUGACAAGUUGAAUCUCAUUCUCAACACAAUGACGCAAGAUAAGCAAAAGACGAAGAUGGCUAUGAAGGACAUGCAAACAUAA
Molecule: messenger RNA, 828 nt
Organism: Papaver somniferum (opium poppy)
Lineage: Eukaryota; Viridiplantae; Streptophyta; Magnoliopsida; Ranunculales; Papaveraceae
Exons: 1
Coding region: 1-828 (275 amino acids)
Source: RefSeq, a predicted model, not a curated record